Messenger RNA from Recurvomyces mirabilis, 2175 nucleotides. RefSeq lists its product as uncharacterized. Gene Ontology annotation, cellular component: cytoplasm. Lineage: Eukaryota; Fungi; Ascomycota; Dothideomycetes; Mycosphaerellales; Teratosphaeriaceae. Bases 1 to 2175 code for a protein of 724 amino acids. Gene Ontology annotation, biological process: protein phosphorylation; intracellular signal transduction. Gene Ontology annotation, molecular function: ATP binding; protein serine/threonine kinase activity. The record is from RefSeq and is a predicted model, not a curated record. The transcript has a single exon.
AUGAGUGCCAUUGCAGAUAGUAUUGGUCGACCAGGAGAAGUGGUGGAGGAUGGUCGUCCGGGCAAACAGAGCAAAGUAGAAGAGGGGUCGCUGGGUCCGGCGCGACACGACAGUAAGAAUAGCGUGGUUGAAGGUCAGCAGGCGCGGGCGCAGGUACAGUCACAGUCUGCCCAGCUUACAGGAGGCUCUGCCCUGUCGCCGGACGAGCUGCAGCAGGCAGCGCUGAGGAACCAGCAAGCCGUAGGCCAUAAUGCAGGCAUUCAGCCUCUAUCAUUACCCACCAUCAAUACGACCUGGAGUUCACCGCAGCCUACGCUGGUCCACCGAGGCAGUCCGAAGCAUUCACCAGGCCUGCAUGUACGCACCGACGUGGCCGCUCCCAGUAGUAUGGGUUUCGCGCGGCUGAACGAGACGCCCACUAUCUUCGAGACGCCAGUAUCCACAGAGCCUUCACUUGCGCCGGCGCAGAGCUUGACAUCACCCAUGAGUAUACCUGCGCGCGGAUCCAGUCUUCGAAGCAACUUGUCCACGUCUAGUAUCGGCUCAUCUUUCUCGCCUGGUUCCGCACUGCCCUCACCGUAUCUCGCUGCACUGGGUGACCUCACCCCGCUGCCUUCACCACUUAUCGGUGCUGGACCGGAGUCGCCGACUGGACUAUGGCGGAGACCAGGAUCGGGAGGCACGCCUAAUCGAUCACGACAGAGUUCACUCGCCGACGACUCCAUACCAGCCACCAUAUCAGAACUACCACCCGUCCCAGGCUCCUCGACUUCGCCUCCGAAGAAGAGGAAGGGCUACGGCAAUCUACAGCAGGAGAUCGUGGUAGCGAACGCUGCCGCUGCACAAGAGAAUGCGCAGGGUGGCUCGCUGAAUGGACACGGCCGCAACAGAAGCAUAUCCGAGUUCAAGCCAGAAACACUGCACAAUCUCCGACCCAGGCAUGUCACAUUCGGACCUGGCGACACCGCAUCACUGGAAGCCGCCGAGUAUCACAUGCAAAGAGAAGCGUACCUAGCUGCACAACGAGGACUGCAUGCACCCGGCACCGAGAAGCAGUUGCCUUCACCGCCUCCUAGUACGAGCAGUGUAGCCGAGAGCGACGAGGCGGAUGACGAUCCUAUGCUGGAAGGGGACACAGCAGCAGAAUACCUGGAGAUCCACUGUGGUAUACACAACAAGCGACGAAAGUUCCGACAAUUGCGCCAGCUCGGCCAAGGCACCUUUAGUACAGUGGUGCUCGCGACACGAGAGCGCAUACCAGCAAACUUCACCCCAGAAAUCGAACAAUCCCUCGAUCCGCAUAAGCUCGUGGCAGUGAAGAUCGUAAGCCAUGGACCUGCGGGUGGCGCGGACGAAGAACGUAUCGAAACGAGUCUGAAACGCGAAGUCGAAAUGCUCAAAGCAGUCUCGCACCCGUCACUAAUCCACCUCAAAGCAUGCGAAUACCAAACCAAACGCAGCCUUUUAGUCCUCACCUACUGUCCCGGCGGCGACCUCUUCGACCUCGCAUCCCAAAAACGAGACCUUCUCACGCCUCGACUAAUCCAGCGCAUGUUCGCCGAGCUCGUAAGUGCGGUACGCUACCUGCAUACCCACUGGAUCGUGCACCGGGACAUCAAGCUCGAGAACGUGUUGGUAAACAUGCCCGUGGACGACCUAAGCCAGAUCACAGAUCCGAUAGAGCAUCCGACGCCGAUCAUCACACUCACGGACCUAGGACUAAGUAGACGUAUCCCACAGCCACCUGAAUCGCCAUUCCUGACUACGAGAUGUGGAAGCGAAGACUACGCCGCCCCUGAGAUCCUGCUAGGACAGCCGUACGAUGGACGUCAGACUGAUGCUUGGGCUCUCGGUGUGCUCCUCUUCGCUCUUAUGGAAGGGAGGCUACCAUUCGAUACUCCGCCUGGGAAGCCGGAGCGGAGUCGAAAUACUCAUCGUAUUGCCAGAUGUGAUUGGAUAUGGUGCAAAUUCGGAGACGAGGAUGGCGAGUGGGACGAGGCUGGGCAGGCUGGGAAGGGGUUGGAGGGUGCUAGGUUGGUUGUGGAGGGGUUGUUGAAGAAGGUUCGGAUGGGACGGAAGUCGAUUGAGUUUAUUGAGGAUCUUGUUUGGGUGAGAGAAGGCGUCAAAGUGGAUGGCAGAUUGAAGGUGAGGGAAGAAGACGAGGACGAGCUGUGA